GCAGCGCAGAGGAAAGGGAAGGGUCCCCAACACACAAGAUUUAAGUUACAUGGCGCCCUGUGCCCUCCACACAUUGCCAAUCUUCAAUUUUAUCUCUUCGGCUUUCAGUGGUGCUCUUCAAUGGCAAACUGACUAGCCAAAAUCCCCUUACAAAAAAUAAAAUACUACCUAAAAAAAGUGGCGAAGAAUGAAACUGAAUGAGAUUGUGAAGAGAUGGAGGAAGAGAAAGAAAGGUCAUUUUGCUGUGUAUACAAAGGAAGGCAAAAGGUUUGUCGUGCCUCUAUACUACUUGAAUCACCCCAUCUUCAGAGUACUAUUAGAGAUGGCCGAGGAAGAAUUUGGCAUAAUGGCUAACAGACCACUCCAAGUUCCUUGUGAGGAAGAAUUGAUGGGCAACAUUCUCUCUUUGCUAAGAAGAAGAAAUGCCUCCGAUGUCCAUGAAAACUUGCAGGGCAGCUUCAAUAGCAUCUUUCUUUUCAAUCUUUCAUGCUCAUAAUCAACAUCAUCAUCAAAAUGUAGUUCCAUUCAUAAGAUAUUGAGGCUUCAGGAAUGAAUUCAAGUGUAGUUCCUGGUUUAAAUAUUGUA
This is a messenger RNA of Mangifera indica (mango), 585 nucleotides long. Its product is annotated as auxin-responsive protein SAUR36. The transcript has a single exon. Gene Ontology annotation, biological process: response to auxin. The record is from RefSeq and is a predicted model, not a curated record. NCBI's taxonomy places the organism in Eukaryota, Viridiplantae, Streptophyta, Magnoliopsida, Sapindales, Anacardiaceae. The coding region runs from base 188 to 496 and encodes 102 amino acids.